AUGGUGAUCUUCAGUGUGGAUGUUGUGAACAAGGCUGGUGGUUUGAUUUACCAGUAUGACAACUACGUCCCACGAGCGGAGGCAGAGAAAACCUUCAGCUACCCUUUAGAUUUAGUACUGAAACAUCACGACGAGAAAGUCAUUGUCUCCUUUGGGCAACGCGAUGGAAUUAAAGUUGGCCACGCAGUGCUGUCCAUAAAUGGAGCAGACGUGAUGGGCAAGAGCACUGCAGAUGGGAAGGACAUCCUCGAAUACCUCAAAGAUCCUUCAAAUUAUCCUGUAUCCAUUCGGUUUGGACGGGCCCGGUUGAGCUCCAAUGAAAAACUGAUGCUAGCCUCCAUGUUUCAUUCGUUAUUCGCCAUCGGCUCACAGUUAUCUCCAGAGGUUGGCAGCUCAGGGAUUGAGAUGCUAGAAACAGAUGUAUUUAAAUUGCAUUGCUAUCAAACUCUUACAGGAAUUAAGUUCAUCGUUCUGGCGGACCCCCGGCAGACGGGAAUCGAUGCUCUGUUGAGGAAGAUUUAUGAAGUGUAUUCAGAUUUCGCUCUCAAAAACCCCUUUUACUCAUUAGAAAUGCCGAUAAGAUGUGAGUUGUUUGACCAGAACCUAAAGAGUGCUCUGGAGGUGGCAGAGAAGGCUGGGAACUUUGGAGCAGGCUCAUAA
Molecule: messenger RNA, 660 nt
Organism: Knipowitschia caucasica
Lineage: Eukaryota; Metazoa; Chordata; Actinopteri; Gobiiformes; Gobiidae
Source: the annotation of a GenBank genome assembly